Clarias gariepinus (North African catfish) is the source of this 1755-nucleotide messenger RNA. RefSeq names its product southpaw (gene spaw). NCBI's taxonomy places the organism in Eukaryota, Metazoa, Chordata, Actinopteri, Siluriformes, Clariidae. The record is from RefSeq and is a predicted model, not a curated record. The coding region runs from base 319 to 1500 and encodes 393 amino acids. Gene Ontology annotation, biological process: SMAD protein signal transduction; BMP signaling pathway. The transcript has 3 exons. Gene Ontology annotation, cellular component: extracellular region. Gene Ontology annotation, molecular function: cytokine activity; type I activin receptor binding; growth factor activity.
UCAAAGGAAGCGCAGUGCAUGAGUGGAGCUUCGCGCCUGGCGCAUAUUAAAGCCUGCACGGUUUCGAGAGACAGUGAACUUGACAGCUCGUCUCUUGUUCCUCCUCAGAUCUGCUUCAAGGAUCAGAGGGAUUCCUCGGAGGCUGCAGAAUGACAGGGGUCAUCAAAGGCCACCUGGACCCUUUAAAAGCUCCGUGUAAGUCCUGGACUCGCACAAAACGCGUAGUCCUGAGGAGAGCUCAUCGCGACUCUGUUCAGACAGCAGCAAACUUUCGCUUGGCAAAGAAUCGACUUUUAUUUCGAUAAGCCGAUAAAAAGGAUGAGACCACUUCCAGUCGCCUUGGUGCUUGCUAUAGCGAGUCUGAACUGCCUGGGGAUGAAACAGCACAGCCAUCAAAACUCCGGGCACCACGUAGAGCACUACAGUGGAGACGAGCACAGUGCAGGAGUGUACCAUACUCACAGAUACCCACUGUACAUGAUGCAACUCUAUCGCGACUACAGAGCAGUGGACACGAGGAGGACAGCUGCCAGUGUGAACGGUGAUGAUCUGCAUCAGACUGACUCCAUACUGAGUUUGGUGGCCAAAGAUUGCCAUCAGGUCGGAGAGAGGUGGAAGGUCACUUUCGACAUGUCCUCGCUUUCCGGCAAUCAAGAAAUCCGGCUUUCCGAGCUCCGCUUGCGCGUCCCUGCCUUCGCCGCAUCUGUGCUGGAUCUCUAUCACGCACGCAACAGUGCACCCGAUGCACGCGUCUUCCUCGGCAGCAUCAAGGUCACGCCGAGCAUCGCCUCCUCUUCCUGGAAAGUCUUCAACGUAACUGAUCUCCUCACGCGCUGGCAGCGCGAAGUGGCCGAGCAGCAGUGGCCUACAAACGAGUCGGAGGAUGAACAGAACGUCGUGGAAGAGGGCAGUGGGAAUGAAGCGACCGAACCGCCUUCACGCCGCAAAAUUCAUCACCUCACCACAGACCGAGUGAUGAUUGUGGUGUUCUUGAAGAGCGUAUCGACCCAAGGUCACCAAGGCAGCGCUACUUUAAUGCAAACAGUCCAGCACUCCAAAUACGUGCUCCCGGACCGACCCAGUAACGCGAGGCGACGCAAGAGGAACCGGGCGGAGUCGGGACACGUUCGGGAGGUGGCGAGUGAAAACGUCACCCUGUCUGGCGCAGGCACAGAGUCCGCGCAAAGACCGCUGUGCAGGCGAGUGGACAUGUGGGUGGAUUUUGACCAGAUUGGAUGGAAUGAGUGGAUUGUGCAUCCAAAGCGCUACAACGCGUACAGAUGUGAAGGAGACUGUCCCGUUCCGCUCGAUGAGUCUCUCAAGCCUACGAAUCACGCCUACAUGCAGAGUUUGCUGAAGUUUCAUCAUCCCGAGCGCGUCACCUGCGCGUCGUGCGCGCCCACGCGCCUUAGUGCGCUGUCCAUGCUGUAUUACGAGGGAGAUGACGUAGUGCUGCGUCACCACGAGGACAUGAUCGUGGAGGAGUGCGGCUGCCAGUGAAACUGUAGUUCUCUUGGAUUAUGAGGACACUUUUUUACCUACUUACUCUUCUUACCUUGCACACUUCGUCUCUGAUAAGAAAAUUCUAUAUUCUAUCUAAUAUCUUUAAGAGCAACUGAAUAGAAUAAAUUCAGUGGAUGAUGAAAAACACUAGUCCACUGGGAGAAUUGAAAUAUUUAAUAUUUAAAAUAAUUUUUAAUAUGUCAUUUUGAAGUGGAAUCAUUUCUAAUAAUUUUUAUGUGUAUAAAAUGUAUA